AUGGCAGACACGGGCAUCGCCAAGCCCAAUCGGGUAUCCUUCCGCUCCUGGAUCUGGGAUGCCGACUCCCACACCAAGAGCAAGGCCGAGCUGCGCCUCCUGCUCAAGCUCGACCUGUCCAUCCUCGUGAUUGGCUGUCUCGGCUUCUUCAUGAAAUUCCUCGACCAGACCAACCUCAUGAACGCCUACGUCUCGGGCAUGAAGGAGGAUCUCCAGAUGAACGGCAACGAGUACACCUACGCCAUGACCAUGUACACCAUUGCCUACGCCAUCAUGCAGGUGCCCAGCACCCUCAUCGUGCAGAAAGUUCGCCCCGCCCUGUGGCUCGCCAUCAUGGAAGUCGGCUGGGGCGUCUGGACGUUUGCCCAGGCCGGAAUCACCAACUCGAACCAGCUGUAUGCUUUCCGCUUCCUCGUCGGUUUGUUCGAGAGCUCCUUCUCCCCCGUGCUGGUCUACCUCAUCGGAGGCUGGUACACCAAGACCGAGAUGGCCAAGCGCACUGCCAUCUUUAUGAUGACCGCGCCCAUCGGCACCGCGUUCUCCGGCUACCUGCAGGCGGCGGUUUACACUAAUUUGGACGGCGUCAAUGGCCUCGCCGGAUGGCGGUGGCUCUACAUCAUCUGCGGAAUCAUGACUGUACCCGUGGGCAUCGCCACCUUUUUCUUCUUGCCCGAUACGCCCUACACGACCACGGCCUGGUUCCUCACCGAGGAAGAGCGCGCUUUGGCAUUGGAGAGAGUUCGUAAGCAGGGAACGGCGCCCCUGGAGAGCUCAGCUUCAGGCAUCGUCGUGCAGAGCAACGUCAUUCCCACCGGAACAUGGAUCAUUUCUGGUUUCGCCACGGUUCUUUGGGGCUACCUGUCCGAUUACACGGGGAGCAGGUUCCUGUUUGUCGUGAUUCCACUAGCGCUUGGCUUGGUGUCCAAUGGUAUUCUCGCAGUCUGGCCCGCGGGCAAUGCAGUCAAAAUGUUUGCAUUCUUAUUCAUCGGCGUCCAGCUUAUGCCUGACUUCGCCUGGGCUAUGGAAGUCUGCCGUGAGGACAACGAGGAACGCGCCAUCGUAGCCAGCAGCAUGAACGGCAUGACUUACGCCGUCGUGGCUUGGCUGCCCAUUCUCAUCUUCCCGCAAACCAUGGCGCCCGACUUCAGGUACGGCUUCCCCACCAGCUUCGCCCUCGUCAUCGCCUCCAUCAUCGCCGCCGUGGGAGUCCAGUACCUCGUCGUACGAGAAAAGAAGAAAAAGAGAGGUGAGGUUUCAGAAGGCAACGCCAGCCAGGGCGAUGAGGAGAGCUCCGAGAAGGGAGCCAAGAGCCCCGUCGCUGAUUUCAAGGCUGUCGAGGCUGGUACAGACUAA
This is a messenger RNA of Parascedosporium putredinis, 1353 nucleotides long. NCBI's taxonomy places the organism in Eukaryota, Fungi, Ascomycota, Sordariomycetes, Microascales, Microascaceae. The record is from the annotation of a GenBank genome assembly.